GCGGCUCCGCGCCUUCUUCCCAUCGGCCUCGGCUUGCGGGCCUUUCAAACAUGGAGGAGCCGGAGCGGGGGGCGAGGUCGGCUCGCGCCGGGAGCCCCGUGCGCCCGCCCAGUCCGCGGCUGGAUGUCAGCUCUGACAGCUUCGACCCGCUGCUGGCUCUGUACGCGCCCCGCCUGCCUCCCAUACCCUACCCCAACGCCCCCUGCUUCAACAACGUGGCCGAAUACGAGAGCUUCCUCAGGACCGGGGUCCGGGGCGGCGGGCGCGGGCGCGGGCGCGGGCGGGCUCGGGGCGCGGCCGCGGGCUCGGGGGUUCCCGCCGCUCCCGGGCCCUCGGGCAGGACUCGCCGCCGUCCGGACGCGCCCGCCCCGGACCCCGAGCGCAUCCAGCGCCUCCGCCGUCUCAUGGUGACCAAAGAGGAAGGGGACGGGGCCGCCGGAGCGGGCCGGAGGGGUCCGGGUCGGAGCAGGAAGGCGCCGCGCAACGUGCUCACGCGAAUGCCCUUGCAUGAAGGCAGCCCUCUGGGUGAACUCCAUCGCUGUAUCCGGGAGGGGGUGAAGGUGAAUGUUCACAUCCGCACUUUCAAGGGACUUCGGGGCGUCUGUACAGGCUUCCUUGUUGCAUUCGACAAGUUCUGGAAUAUGGCACUUACUGAUGUCGACGAGACCUACCGAAAACCUGUACUUGGCAAAGCAUAUGAACGCGAUUCUUCACUAACUCUCACUAGGUUAUUUGAUCGGCUGAAACUUCAAGAUUCCUCCAAGAAGGAAGCAGAUUCUAAGUCCGCAGUUGAAGAUUCCACUCUGUCCAGAUAUUCACAGACAUCCACUUGGAAGUUGGCUUCAGUGUGGGGAAGAGGAGACACUGACCGGGGCUCACACAAGCGUUCCCGCUCUGUCCCUUCUUCCCUGCAGGCCUCUGCAAGGGAGGAGUCCAGGUCAGAGUUGUCAGGGAGGACUACACGGACAGAAGGCUCCAGUGUGGGAGGUACCUUUUCCAGGGCUACCACCCUUUCCAGAAGCCAGUCCCGUAAGAAAAAGCGAAAGCCCAAAGUGGAUUACCAGCAGGUGUUCACUCGACACAUAAAUCAGAUUUUCAUUCGAGGCGAGAAUGUCCUGCUGGUUCAUCUUGCACAGUGAACAGCUCAGCCUGAGCUUUGGUUUUUAGAAAUAAAGUGCAUGAGUUGCUGCU
Molecule: messenger RNA, 1191 nt
Organism: Saimiri boliviensis boliviensis (Bolivian squirrel monkey)
Lineage: Eukaryota; Metazoa; Chordata; Mammalia; Primates; Cebidae
Gene: LSM11
Product: LSM11, U7 small nuclear RNA associated
Biological process (GO): mRNA 3'-end processing by stem-loop binding and cleavage
Cellular component (GO): U7 snRNP
Molecular function (GO): U7 snRNA binding
Source: RefSeq, a predicted model, not a curated record